Triticum dicoccoides is the source of this 3093-nucleotide messenger RNA. RefSeq names its product disease resistance protein RGA5-like. The record is from RefSeq and is a predicted model, not a curated record. The transcript has 3 exons. Gene Ontology annotation, molecular function: ADP binding. Lineage: Eukaryota; Viridiplantae; Streptophyta; Magnoliopsida; Poales; Poaceae. Gene Ontology annotation, biological process: defense response to other organism. The coding region runs from base 157 to 3066 and encodes 969 amino acids.
CUCCGUUGGAGAGAACUACCGACACGCCUCUCCUUACCAUCGCCUCACAUCUCACUACUACGACCUCAGCACUCCCCAGUUGACAGCACAAAACACAUUUGGGAGCAAACACACCGGAGACUAGCAGCUCAAGAAAACUCAGCCGGAGACCUGCCGAUGCCCAUCCGAUCGAGCAGAGCAAUGGAGGUUGCUGCGGGGGCGAUGAGCCCUCUCCUCCGCAAGCUCGGCGAGCUGCUUCUGGGUGAAUUCACCCUGGGCGACCAGGUGAAGAAGCUGGUCAAGUCCCUCCGAACGGAGCUGGAGAUGAUGUACGUCUUCCUCCACAAAGUGGGCGACGUGCUGCCGGACAAGCUCGACCCGCAGGUCCGGAUCUGGGCGGCCAAAGUCCGGGAGCUAUCCUACAACAUGGAGGAUGCCGUGGAUGCCUACAUGGUUCGCGUGUACGACGGCAGUCAUGGGGACGUUGGCCCCAACAACUUGAAGAAUAGAGUCAAGAAAUUUUUCAAGCGAACCAAGAAGUUGUUCAGCAAUGGCAAGGCUCUCCAUCAAAUCUCUAACACCAUCCAAGAUGCUCAGGACCGUGCCAAGGAGCUCGGUGAGCUCCGUCAAAGGUACGCGCUCGAGGUGCGUGCAGAUGGUGUGAGGAAUGACAUUGAUCCGCGUCUCAAGGCUGUGUAUACAGAUGUCAAAGAGCUCGUGGGAAUUGAGGGCACACGGGAUGAGUUGACCAGAAAGUUAUUUGAUGGGGAUGAGAUGUCGAGGCGGCAACUCAAGACGAUGUCUAUUGUUGGAUUUGGUGGAUUGGGAAAGACAACCCUUGCUAGAGCAAUGUAUGACAAGAUCGAAGUGCAGUUCGAUUGUAGAGUGUUUGUUUCGGUGUCUCGGAAUCCCGACAUAACAAAGAUUUUCAAGACGAUGUUACACGGACUUGACAGCAGUAAGUUUGCAAACAUCAACGAAGCUGUUAGGGACAACAAGCAACUCAUUGAUGAACUCCGAGCGUUUCUUCACGAUAAGAGGUACUUAAUCGUGAUUGAUGACAUAUGGGGUGAAGAUGCAUGGGAAAUUAUCAAGUGCGCUUUCACUGAAAAUGAUCUCGGUAGUCGAGUAAUAACGACAACCCGCAUAACCAGUGUCUCUCAAGCAUGUCGCGUAUCUAGUGGUGAUAUUAUUCAUAAAAUGAAAUCUCUUGAUGAUGAUAACUCCAGAAGGCUCUUCUACAAAAGAAUAUUCCCUCGAGAAAGUGGAUGUCCCGUUGAACUGGAGCAAGUAUCAGAAGAAAUUUUGAAGAAAUGUGGUGGCGUGCCACUAGCCAUCAUUACUAUAGCUAGCCUUUUGGCUGGCAAUGAUCAACAGAUAAAGUCAAAGGAUCAAUGGGACAAAAUACUUGGUUCAAUUGGUCGUGGACUUGCAGAAGGUCGUACUGUGGAGGAUAUGAAGAGAAUACUAUCCUUUAGUUAUUACGAUUUACCUUCUCAUUUAAAAACAUGUUUAUUAUAUCUGAGUAUAUUCCCUGAAGAUUCUUGGAUAAAUAGAGACCGAUUGAUAUGGAGGUGGAUAGCUGAAGGCUUCAUCCAAGGUGGAGACCAAGGAAUUAGACUAUUUGAGCUUGGAGAGAGAUACUUCAGUGAGCUAUUAAAUAGAAACUUGAUUCAGCCAGGAUAUGAUAAUGAAGGCAGGCUGAUAUAUUGUCAUGUACAUGAUAUGGUACUUGAUCUCAUAUGUUCUCUAUCAAGUGAAGACAACUUCGUUACUAUAUUCGAUGGUACUAAGCAAAGCAAAAUGAAUUCGGAUAGCUUGGUUCGCAGGUUAUCCUUUCAGAAUAACAUGUCAGAACCCAACACACAUUGGGUCAAUGCCACAAGUAUGUCAAAGUUGAGGUCAAUUACUCUGUUUAGAACUGAUGUUUAUAUGAUUCAGAGUCUUUCCAGCUUUGAACUUCUGCGUGUAUUGGAUUUACAAGGGUGCGACCUUAGGGAAAGUGGCCACCACAUUGAUCUUAGAUGUGUUGGGAAAUUAUUACAUCUGAGGUACCUAGGGCUACAAGGUACAUAUCUUGAUGUUCUCCCCAUGGAAAUUGGAAAGCUACAAUUUUUGCAAACACUGGACUUGAGAACGUUUGGAUCAAUGGAGGUGCCAUCAAGUGUUGUUCGGUUAGGACAUUUGAUGUGCCUAUAUGUUUAUCCAGAUAUGAGAUUGCCAGAUGGGAUAGGAAACUUGGUGUCCUUGGAAGUGCUCGAUUCUGUUACGGUGGGUGGUACUGAUGAGAUUGAGACAGAGCUAGGGAAGCUGGUGGAGCUGAGGGUGCUUCGCCUUUUGUGGGAGGCAGAAGAAGACGAGAGAGUGUGUGAAUCUUUGUUGGUGUCCCUUAACAAUCUGCAGAAAUUGUGUAGUCUAAGUAUUUCUAAUUGGGGGCGUGCAAGGCUUGAUGUCAGCUGGGACGGCUGGGUGCCCCCUCCACACCUCCACACAUUUGAGUUUAAUUGUUGUACCUCGACAUUGCCUAGAUGGGUCAACUCAUCGUUGUUCCCUGUCCUCUCCUACUUGGAACUAAGAGUGGAUAAAGUGAGGCCAGAGGUCGACUUUCAAAUCCUUGGGAAGUUGCCCACUCUUCUUUCCCUAUUUCUUGGAACAACUGGACAUCAAUUGACUCCUAUCGAAAGUUUCAUCAUUGGUGAUGAUGCAUUCCCUUGCCUGAGACGGUGCACAUUCGAAAUGUUUGAGACGGGGCCAUCUAUGUUUCCACGAGGAUCUAUGCCCAGGCUUGAAUACCUUCUGUUCGAAGUCCGAGCGGCGCGCAUCGCUAAUGGUGACUUGGACGUCCACAUGGGGCAUCUCCCUUCUCUCCAGCAAGUCAAAGUUUGUCUUUGGUCGGAGGAGUACCGCUCGCCAGUAGUGCUGAAAGCGUGUGAUAUGCUGGAGCUCGCAUUGGCCUCCCAUCAAAACCAUCCAAAGCUUCUCUCUGAUGAUUGGAUUCGUGUACAACCUAAGGAUCUGGAAGAAGAAGAGGGGCCUGCAGCAGUGGUCACCGGGAAUGACAGAGAAGGCGAGCCAGUUGUGCUGUAGAACCAAUCUUACGCAUUCAAAUCCGCA